This is a messenger RNA of Syngnathus typhle (broad-nosed pipefish), 652 nucleotides long. It is a transcript of the gene timm9, whose product is annotated as translocase of inner mitochondrial membrane 9 homolog. The record is from RefSeq and is a predicted model, not a curated record. The coding region runs from base 307 to 576 and encodes 89 amino acids. Lineage: Eukaryota; Metazoa; Chordata; Actinopteri; Syngnathiformes; Syngnathidae. The transcript is spliced from 4 exons.
UAGUACCCGGGUCAUCUUUUUGGUACACGCGAUUUGCCGUUUGGGAGACAACUGACAACUUCAAUUUUUAAACUUUCUAUUGGGUGUCGGGAAACUUAAACGCAUACACACAAUUGUUAAGCAAAGUACCUAGUUAACGCCGUUGCAGCUUUUUGCACGUUUUAUUUCUGUAUUAACGUUUUUGAAGGACUCGAAUGUACAUUUCCUCUCCGUCCGUUCGUCCUUCAGUCCACUUGAAGCGUUUCACGGCAAACUCAAACCGGCUCGCGAGAAGAGGGCUCACUGCUAGUUAUUCCUUCGUCCAACAUGACGGUUCAGGUGUCCGAGUCAGAUCAGAUCAAACAGUUCAAAGAGUUCCUCGGGACAUACAACAAGCUGACUGAGAACUGCUUCAUGGACUGCGUUAAAGACUUCACCAGCCGGGAAGUCCGCCCCGAGGAGUCGAGCUGCUCCGAGUCAUGUCUCCAGAAGUACUUGAAGAUGACGCAGCGGAUCUCUAUGCGCUUCCAGGAGUACCACAUCCAGCAAAACGAGGCACUGGCAGCCAAAGCCGGUCUGUUGGCACAGCCCAGAUGAGACAGACACCAUACCCUCAAAAAGCCUUCCAUGUAUUUUAUGUCAUGUGUAGAAAAAGAAUAAAUCUGUGCUGUCA